AAAUAUAAAUUAAACAGAUACUAUAUUUUCCAUCAUGUUUCUCAGCAUGACAUAAUAUUACAAAAGAUAUAUCAUUAUAAAGAUAAAAUGCACGAUGAUGACAGAACAUGAUGCUCAGAAACAAAGGUUAGCUUUAAGCUCAGAGCAAUAUAUGUUACUAGAAGAACAACACGUGCUCGUGGAAAAUCUUAAACAAGACUUGCAUUUAUGCAAGAUAGAACAACAUAAUAUACGAGCCGAAUUAGAAAUUCUACGAAAUGAAGGCCAAAAAGUUGAUGAUAUAAAAGAAUCCUUAAAUCGUAUUCAUUUGGAAGAAUGCGAUAAUCAAGAUGCACAUAAAAAAGAAAUAGGGAAUUUACAAGAGCGUAUUGUAUUAUUAGAAUCAGAAAAAGAUUCGGCUAUGCAACUCUGGCAUAUUUCCUUAAAUACCAUAAGUGCCUUAGAGGACCAAUUAAAAGGACUUCAUAUAGAUGGAAAAGGAACAAAGUUUUAUCAAGAACAAGCUAAUGCUAUUAAAGAAAGUUAUUCAGAAGCUAUUAAAAUGUUGGAGGAAAAACUAGCCUUGGCCAAAGAUAAUUUCAUAAAAUAUCAAACACUGUAUGAAACAAAUAAAGAAAAAAUUAAUAAUUUGACUAAAGAAAAAGAUGAACUUUUGGAGAAAUAUAAAAAUCUUCAAAUGAAUACUCAAGAUAGAGAUAGGAAUAACCAACUGACAAUAGAAACAUUAAAACAAGAUUUAGCUUAUGCUAAAACAGAAACCAAUAAAAUAGUACAAACAAAAUUGGAAUUGGAAAAAAAAUUAAAUGAAGUUAAAAUAUAUGCUGAUAAUGUGAUGGAAAGAGACAAGGAAACAAAAAAAAAGAUGGCAGAAGCUAUUGAAUUAAUAGAAUCUGCAGUUAGGGAAAAAGAUAUAAUAUUACAUCGUGAAGCUCUUGUAUUGGAAGAGAAAACCAGAUUAGAACAUAGAUUAAAUGUAAUAGCUAAUGAAUAUGAUGGAAAAAUACAAGAGUUGAAUAAAAUUACUAGAGAUGAAAUUGAGCAAAAUACAAAAAAAUAUCUAACAGAGAUUAAUGAACUUAAAUCAGAAUUAAAGACAAAAAUUAUUGAAACGGAAAAAGCUCAAAGAGAAUUAAAAUUUAUCGAAGAAGAAUUGAAUAAAAUACGUAGAGAUUCUAGCGUGAAAAUAUUGGAAUAUGAACAAAAAGCAAAACGUAUGGAAUUUCAAUUACAAAUAUAUGAUGAAACAAUAGCUAAAAACAAAUAUGAUGUGGAAAUUAAACAAUUAAAAGAAAAAAUUAUUAUUCUUGAAGAUAAAUUAGGCAGUUCAAAUGAUAAAUUACAAAAGCUAGAGCAACAACAAACUAUUAACACGCAAGACCAAAUAAAAAAAACUGAUAGCGAAAAUAAGGAUAAAAUGAAACAAUAUUCUGAUUUAGAAAAUCAAUUAGCUAAAACAUUAGAUGAUAAGGAAAAUCUUGUAAUGCAAUUAAAAUCAUUGAAACAUGAUUUUGAAUAUGAAAUACAAAAAAGAGAUAAUGAAAAAUAUUCUCUUGAAAAUAAAAUUCGGGAAUUGGAAAUUAAUCUUCAUAAAGCAACUUGUAUAGGAGAAAAUAAUCAGAAAAAUAAUAUCACUAAUGAAAUAAAUCCAUAUAAUAUUAAAGCUAAACCUAGUUUUGAUAUAACAGUAGAAAACAAAUGUCAUUGUUGUCAAUCUGUAUUAUCAGAUCAUAUGAAUAAACUGCAGGAAAAGUUUGACAGGAAAACAAAGGAAUUAAUCAAUCAUGUUCAAAUUCAUCAAAAACUAAGUAAAAAAUGGAGAGACGAAGCAAAAUCUUUGACAGUUAAAUUUCAAGGAAAAUCUAAGGAACAAAGGGGAAAGAUGAAUAUUUUACAAAAAGAAAACAAUGAAUUACAUAAAGAAUUAUUAAAUUGCAAACAACAAUUGGCACAACAUGCAAUUCAAGAUAUACAAAAAAUUAAUGAGCCAAAUGAAAUUAGGUGACAAUAUUUUUCUUUACUUACAAGAAAUUUAUAAUGGAUAUUUAACUGUGUAUAUGUUACAAGAAUAAUGUAAAUUUAUUCACAUUAAAAAUACAUUUUAUAUUGCAAAUAUCUUAUUCUUUUAAAACACUGU
Messenger RNA from Apis laboriosa (Himalayan honeybee), 2134 nucleotides. Its product is annotated as putative leucine-rich repeat-containing protein DDB_G0290503. NCBI's taxonomy places the organism in Eukaryota, Metazoa, Arthropoda, Insecta, Hymenoptera, Apidae. The record is from RefSeq and is a predicted model, not a curated record. The transcript is spliced from 7 exons. The coding region runs from base 95 to 2002 and encodes 635 amino acids.